CCCCCGCAGCCCACCAUGACCGGGCCGAGGCUGGCCCUCGCCGCCGCGCUCCUCUGCAGCUGCACCUCGCCGGUGGCCGACGCCAACUCCUGGUGGUCUUUGGCCAUGAACCCCAUCCAGAGACCUGAGAUGUACAUCAUCGGCGCUCAGCCGGUGUGCAGCCAGCUGCCGGGGCUCUCCCCUGGGCAGCGCAAGCUCUGCCAGCUCUACCAGGAGCACAUGGUGUUCAUCGGGGAAGGGGCCCGCAGCGCCAUCAAGGAGUGCCAGUACCAGUUUCGGCAGCGGCGGUGGAACUGCAGCACGGUGGACAACACCUCCGUCUUUGGGAGGGUCAUGAAAAUAGGGAGCAGAGAGACCGCCUUCACCUACGCCGUCAGUGCCGCCGGGGUGGUGAACGCCAUCAGCCGGGCCUGCCGGGAGGGAGAGCUCUCCAGCUGUGGCUGCAGCCGCACGGCCCGGCCCAAGGACUUGCCCCGAGACUGGCUGUGGGGCGGCUGCGGCGAUAACGUGGAGUACGGAUAUCGUUUCGCCAAGGAAUUCGUGGAUGCCAAGGAGAGGGAGAAGAACUACGUGAGAGGUUCAGAGGAGCAGGCCCGCAUGCUGAUGAACUUGCAGAACAACGAGGCCGGUCGCAGGGCCGUGUACAAGCUGGCAGACGUGGCCUGCAAGUGCCACGGUGUGUCGGGCUCCUGCAGCCUCAAGACCUGCUGGCUGCAGCUGGCUGACUUCCGCAAGGUGGGCGACCUGCUGAAGGAGAAGUACGACAGCGCCGCUGCCAUGAGGAUCAGCCGCAAGGGGAAGCUGGAGCUGGUGAACAACCGGUUCAACGUGCCGACGCAAGAGGACCUGGUCUACGUUGACCCCAGCCCGGACUAUUGCCUGCGCAACGAGACCACCGGCUCUCUGGGCACCCAGGGCCGGCUGUGCAACAAGACCUCAGAGGGCAUGGAUGGGUGUGAGCUGAUGUGCUGCGGACGGGGCUAUGACCAGUUCAAGAGCGUCCAGGUGGAGCGUUGCCACUGCAAGUUCCAUUGGUGCUGUUAUGUCAAGUGUAAAAAGUGCACAGAGAUCGUUGACCAGUAUGUCUGUAAAUGAAAGGAGCCACCAAAGCAACAAAUCUAUAUUAUAUAAAUCUAUAUAAAUAUAUUUUAUAUUUGUAUAAAUAAACAGAUGAUGAUAAUAAUUAAAGAAGCUUAUUUAAGAGACAUUUUGGUUUUGAAAUCUCCCCCAUCAGGCCAGCUGGUUUGACAUUCUGCCAGUUCUGCUGGGGAGUUUGGGUGCAUCUCCCCUAGGAUUGUUUCAAUCAGGGUGAAGAGGCUGAGGAGGUGCUGGCAAAGCACACAAGCACACACUAUUUCAUUACAGAAAGAAAGCCAGGAAGAAGAAGAAGAGUGGGUUCUUCCUGCUCUCUCAUCAGUAAAUCUCAGCAUUUUGCAUAGUUAUUGCACAUCGGAAAUUACAGCCAAACGUGGGUGAGUCCUAGUUAUUUGAGUUUCAAACCCUGCACUGGGGAAUUUGGAACCAAUUCUUGGUCUGUCUAAAGGGCUUUGUCACACUAGAAGGAAGGUUAGCCAAGGCUCCCUUACCCCAGUAUGGCUUAAAAGCCGCAGUCCUGUAAACCAUUCCUGGAUGCUCCCCAGACCACAACGGGGUGGAGGAAGGUUUACCACCAUCUGUUGUGAAGAAGGAAGGUGCAGCCUGUGGCUAACCAGUGCACAGCCAGGGAGUCCCCAUGGAGCCAGCACCUCUUCUGUACCACCUGGGCCAAGGGAAAUCUGUCCAGCUCAGACUACAUGGCUCUGUGUGUGAGGGAAAUUUUUUUUCUUUUCCUUUCAAUCCUGUGCUGAAACUGAAUUUGUCAAUACAGAAGAAAAGCUGCCGGUGCCCAGGGAUAUUUGCAAAUUAUAUUUUGUCAGUAGAAAGAAGCAUUGUGCACAAACACGUGCACAUGACUGCAUAAGCACUCCUCGUAACACUGCCGGUUUUCCUCUUUGAAGUGGAUGCAGGUGGUCACCUUGUUCAGCUCUGUUAAAUCCUCCUCACCGCCAUGCCAGUCAUAUAGUUUCUCUUUAACAUUAAACACCCCUCAGUGACAUUUUUUUCCCUCUCUUGCUUGUGUAUAUGUGUGUUUUUGUUUUAUUCUUUUGGUGACAUGCCUUUUAUUUUGCUGCUCUGUGUUUCAGAGUCCAGGGGCCAUGCUCUUCACUGGCAUAAGCUCACCACAGAUGUUUGCUCCCAGAAUGUGGGUGUCUUUUCUGUGGGGUUUUUUUCUGUGUUUUUUUCCCUUGGUAAUAAAAGACUAUAA
Messenger RNA from Chiroxiphia lanceolata (lance-tailed manakin), 2305 nucleotides. It is a transcript of the gene WNT5B, whose product is annotated as Wnt family member 5B. Gene Ontology annotation, molecular function: cytokine activity; frizzled binding. Bases 16 to 1095 code for a protein of 359 amino acids. Gene Ontology annotation, biological process: canonical Wnt signaling pathway; multicellular organism development; cell fate commitment. Gene Ontology annotation, cellular component: extracellular region. The transcript has 4 exons. The record is from RefSeq and is a predicted model, not a curated record. NCBI's taxonomy places the organism in Eukaryota, Metazoa, Chordata, Aves, Passeriformes, Pipridae.